Neoarthrinium moseri is the source of this 732-nucleotide messenger RNA. RefSeq lists its product as uncharacterized. The record is from RefSeq and is a predicted model, not a curated record. Lineage: Eukaryota; Fungi; Ascomycota; Sordariomycetes; Amphisphaeriales; Apiosporaceae. The transcript is spliced from 4 exons. Bases 1 to 732 code for a protein of 243 amino acids.
AUGCCGAUCCGGAACCCCUUCGCCAGGAGAGUCGGGAACGACGAGAACGUUCGCCCGGAGCUUCUGUCUGCCCAAGACGCUUCGCAUCCCGGCUUCGAGAGGCAGGACACGGUCGGUUCCAAGGCCUCGUCCGCGCUCAGCAUCCGCAGCGCCAAGAGCCAGGAUAAUGGCGAUUACAAGAUGAGCGUCGUCAAUGACAGUGGUGUCUACCUGCCUCCAUCUCCUAGCGAAGAGAAGGGAUUAUGGCCCCGACGGCCCGCCGUUCCUUCGCGGACUUCUAUGGACACCCGCAGCAGCAUCGGUGAUAUUGAGCACUUCUCCAUCUCAAGAGAGUCGUUCGACUCGUACCGCCGCUCCUUUGACAUUACUGCCAGGGCCCCAGUUCUGCAUGAACUGCCUGCUCGGCAGAGUCUCGACUCCGCCCGGUUCCCCCGAUUCCCGCGGACUUCAGUCAGGGACCCAUCAUUCGACCGGGCGCCACCCACCGCAGAGGAGGGCUUCGAGGAUGUUGGCUUGCACGAUGAGACCAAGCAGCCAGCCCAACAGCCGCCCAAGAAACGGGGCCUGUUUGCCCGGUUUGGCGACUCGCAAGAGCCCAGUGCCCACAAUCAAGGCAUGUCUCGCUUCAUCCCCGGGCGCAAGAGAGCUCAAAGUGGGGGUCAAGGCGCAGAACUGGGCACCAUGGAACGGCCCAAAUCCUCGCUAUCGGAUGAAGGGGAGGAGAUGCAAUAG